UUACUAAAAGAAACACAGUGAUGGAUCCAGAGACUGCAUUGUAAUACAUUUCUCAGAAAUAUACUAAGUUACAAAGUAUGGCCACCUUUUAAGACCCAGGCCAUCGAUCUCACUGCUCUCUAGUUAACUGACUUUGCUUAUUGGCAGGGUGAGGCCUCUACAGUCCGUGCUGACUUCCUCAUAGGGCCAAGUAGCCCUAGUUUGCCCCCAUCUCUACACUAUCUUACUCAAAUCAGCUUUACCCUUUAGCCCCACCUCUGAAUCUAGACUCAGGCAAAGGCCUUAUGUGGGUGAUUGCUAUGUUUACCGAGCCACACAGGUAACCUGGGCCCAUCCCAGCCCACAGUGAGUCAGCUGAACAAGGGGCAGGCACCACCCUUCCCAGAGCAGGAACCUAACUGGGACACAGGCCACCAGCACAUCUCAGGAGGCUGCAGUGGCUGGAGAAGAGUACAGAGUCUGGAGCCAGCAGGUGUAUUUGGUGGGGCUGCAGUCAAGAUUUGGGAAAACUUCAAGGUAAUCUCCUGAAGUGUGCUUCAGGAAACAGUUAUGUCUGUCCUGUACCCAUCUCUGGAGGAUCUGAAGGUGGGCCAAGUCAUCCAGGCCCAGGCGAGAUCCUCACCUGUGAUGCCCACUCUGCCAGCCCCGAUGGCAUCUGCACCCCCACUUUCAGAGUUGUAUCCAAACCUGGCAGAACUGGAAAAUUACAUGGGACUGUCUCUCUCUAGCCAAGAAGUUCAGAAAAACCUGUCCGAGAUUCCAGAUGGUGAUAAUAUGGUGGUCACUAGCCCUGGUCCUGGCCAGGUGAUAGCACCAGUAUCUGGGAACAGCCUGGGUGUACUGCGUGCAGAGAUCAAGCCUGGCGUGCGAGAGAUCCACCUGUGCAAGGAUGAGCGUGGCAAGACUGGACUGCGCCUGCAGGCUGUUGACAAGGGGCUCUUUGUGCAGUUGGUCCAGGCCAACACCCCUGCAUCCCUUGUGGGGUUGCGCUUUGGGGACCAGAUCCUGCAGAUUGAUGGGUGUGACUGUGCUGGGUGGAACACACACAAAGCUCACAAAGCACUGAAGAAGGCAUCAGCGGAGAAGAUUGUCAUGGUUGUUCGAGACAGGCCAUUCCAGAGGACUGUCACCAUGCACAAAGACAGCUCAGGCCAAGUUGGCUUUGUCAUCAAAAAGGGGAAGAUUGUCUCUGUGGUAAAGGGAAGCUCCGCAGCCCGCAAUGGACUUGUAACCAACCACUACGUGUGUGAGGUGAACGGACAGAACGUCAUUGGGCUAAAGGACAAAAAGAUUACUGAGAUUCUGACCACAGCUGGAAAUGUCAUCACACUGACCAUCAUCCCUACUGUGAUCUACGAACAUAUGAUCAAAAAGUUGUCCCCAUUGCUGCUUCACCACACCAUGGACCACUCCAUUCCAGACACCUGAAGUUACCGGAGAGCAGCGCAGGCUUCCCACCAUCCUGCAGGGAAGACAGCAGUCCUCUGAUGACAGGUUGCAGCUGGCUUGCUGCCUGGGUCUGGGUAUUGCAGGGAUGUGUCCCAGGUGGGUGUGUAUUGGAUGAGUCUGUCACUGCCGAUUUUAGGCCUCCUUGGAUCCUGACUCCUAGCUAUGCUGAGGCACAGGUGGGACUUAAGGCACCUGGUUCUCUGUGCCCUAGAUACUGGGCACUCGGGCAGAACAGCAGAAUGUCACUGAGUGCUGCUGUAUCCCUUUGCAGACUUUGCCUCAUCUAGGAAGUCAGCUGCUUGAUUUGACAGAGGAGUGCCUUGCGUGUUGUCUUCAUUGAUCUUUGUCACAGGUUGUGUAUAGAUUAAUGGUAACCCUUUGUCAGUAGGUUAGUUGUAACCCUUUACUGUCUUUUGAAUAAAGAGUGGAUUUAAAACACA
Messenger RNA from Grammomys surdaster, 1889 nucleotides. It is a transcript of the gene Sdcbp2, whose product is annotated as syndecan binding protein 2. Gene Ontology annotation, molecular function: protein binding. The transcript has 10 exons. Gene Ontology annotation, cellular component: cytoplasm; plasma membrane. The record is from RefSeq and is a predicted model, not a curated record. Bases 550 to 1428 code for a protein of 292 amino acids. Lineage: Eukaryota; Metazoa; Chordata; Mammalia; Rodentia; Muridae.